This is a messenger RNA of Micropterus salmoides (largemouth bass), 3063 nucleotides long. Its product is annotated as zinc finger protein 721-like. The transcript has 3 exons. The record is from RefSeq and is a predicted model, not a curated record. Gene Ontology annotation, biological process: regulation of transcription by RNA polymerase II. NCBI's taxonomy places the organism in Eukaryota, Metazoa, Chordata, Actinopteri, Centrarchiformes, Centrarchidae. The coding region runs from base 442 to 2241 and encodes 599 amino acids. Gene Ontology annotation, molecular function: DNA-binding transcription factor activity; RNA polymerase II cis-regulatory region sequence-specific DNA binding.
UGAUAUUUGGUUUAUGACACUUUGAAUAUAGUUCUAGGAAAAUUUCAGCUGUCAGAAACAAACACGUCUCUCACGGCCACUUCAGCAUAAACGCACUUUCAUGACCCACAAGUGUUAAAUAUGGAACAAUGAGGACAAAAAGAAAUGACUGUUUGAAAUGAACUGAAUCACCAGAACUCGUUUUAAGGCUGUUUGCAGUCUGGAGAACAGAACAGAGUCUCCAGCUGCUGAUACAGUAACGAUGGUUUGUGAAUCUCUGCGGGACAAAAAGCUUCAACGUCUUGGAAAAAAAUCAGCAACAUUAGACUGCUGUUACGCGAGACUCUGUGAGGCCGCGAGAACACGCAGCUCCACGAGGUCCCGCAGCGCUCCUGAAUCUGAAGAGCUCCGACAGUCACAGAGGAGACCUGCUGGAUCUCAGAGACCAGGACCAAGAGCGGGAUGGAGGAGGACAACCAGGACCCGGAGCCCCGGAGCAACAACGUCCCCGGAGGACAAACAGCAGGCUCGAGCUCUGAUAGCACCGAUGUUCAGAAACGAAGAGGAAGCGAGGGACUCAAACGUCACCGCUGUCAGCACUGUGACAAAUCCUUUGCAAGAUCUGGAUAUUUAAUGAGUCAUCAGAGAAUUCACACUGGAGAGAAACCGUACAGCUGUGACCAGUGUGGGAAAGCUUUCAUUCAGUCAUCUAAACUAACAAUCCACCGACGUGUUCACACUGGAGAGAAACCGUACCGCUGUGUCCUAUGUGGGAAAGCUUUCAUAUCAGCAUCUAAACUAAAAAUCCACCGACGUGUUCACACUGGAGAAAAACCUUACUGUUGUGACCAAUGUGGGAAAGCUUUCAGUAAAUCAGGUGACCUUAAGGUCCAUAGACGUAUUCACACUGGAGAGAAACCGUACAGCUGUGACCAGUGUGGGAAAGCUUUCAAUAAAUCCAAUGACCUUAAGGUCCACAGACGUGUUCACACUGGAGAGAAACCGUUCAGUUGUGACCAAUGUGGGAAAGCUUACACUACAAGAGGUAGCCUAAAAAGACACCUAUGUGAUCACACUGGAGUAAAACCUUACUGGUGUGACCAGUGUGGGAAAGCUGUCACUUCAUCAGGUCACCUACAAAGGCACCAACGUGUUCACGCGGGAGAAAAACCUUACGGGUGUGACCAGUGUGGGAAAGCUUUCACAACAGUAUAUGAACUAAAAAUACACCAACGUGUUCACACUGGUGAGAAACCGUACAGCUGUGACCAGUGUGGGAAAGCUUUCACUGCAACAGGUCAACUACAAAGGCACAGACGUGUUCACACUGGACAGAAACCAUACUGGUGUGACCAGUGUGGAAAAGCUUUCACUACAUCACAUACACUAAAAAUACAUCAACGUGUUCACACUGGAGAGAGACCGUACAGCUGUGAUCAGUGUGUGAAAGCUUUCACCUCAUUUGGUGAUUUGACAAAGCACAGACGUGUUCACACUGGAGAGAAACCAUACUGGUGUGAACAAUGUGGGAAAAUGUUUGCUCAGAGCAGUACCCUUAAAGUCCACCAACGCAUUCACGGUGCUUCAGAGAAACCAUAUAGCUGUGACCAGUGUGGGACAGCUUUCAGGAAAUUUAGUGACCUAAAGGUCCACAGACGUGUUCACACUGGAGAGAAACCAUAUAGCUGUGACCAAUGUGGGAAAGCGUACGCAACAUCAGGCAACCUAAAAAUACACCUACGUGGUCACAGAGGAGAAAAACCUUACAGCUGUGACCAAUGUGGGGAAGCUUUCAACACAUCGGGUCACCUACAAAGGCACCAACGUGUUCACGCUGGAGAAAAACCUUACCGGUGUGACCAGUGUGGGAAAGCUUUCACAACAUUACACGAACUAAAAAUACACCAACGUGUUCACACUGGAGAGAAACCGUACAGCUGUGACCAGUGUGAUAAAGCUUUCACUUCAUCUGGUCACCUACAAAGGCACCGACGUAUUCACACUGGAGAGAAACCGUACAGCUGUGACCAGUGUAGGAAAGCUUUCACUACAUCAAAUCAACUAAAAAUACAUCAACGUGUUCACACUGGAGAGAGACCGUACAGCUGUGAUCAGUGUGGGAAGGCUUUCACCUCAUUAAGUGAUUUGACAAAGCACAGACGUGUUCACACUGGAGAGAAACCGUACUGGUGUGAACAAUGUGGGAAAAUGUUUGCUCAGAGCAGUAGCCUUAAAGGCCACCAACGCACUCAUGAUGCUUAGUUUUGAACAUAUUUCAGGGCCAAGUGAGGUGUUUCCUCCUGCCUUCUUGAUUCCUGAUUAGGAAUGCAGUGAUUACCGGAUUUCACUAUUAACCACGCUUUAAAACGUCAGGACUAAUGUGUAAAGGCUACAUCAAGUGUUUCUCUUGUGGGGAACAAAACUGUUGCGUGCUUAUCAGACACAUGGAGGCUACUACUGUACACUGGUUAACUCUGGCGUAGGGACCAAACUGUGAAGCUUUAUUUCCACCAAAGAAACAGCAGUUUUGGGGUUAAAAGAUUGCUGCUAAAGUAGCGAAUACCUACAUCAAAUUUGAUGUAGCUCGCGCGCACACCGCUGUCAAAUUAAAACAUUUUUGCGCUGAAUCCAGCUUCCACGCUGCGUAAAUCUCUUCUUUUCUGAAAGGUUCUCUAUGCAAGAACGUAGCCCUCUCAAAACCUUUAGUCCCUGAACAUUCAACAUUACAUCCUGUUGCCUCCUCCUGUCUGUGCUGAGAAAAUGUUGCCAGGGGUAAAACACUAACAAAACAUUAGGAGCUUAUGGACUUUCUGGACUAUACCAAUUAACUGCAUUUCAGUUACUAAUAACAAACACCGCAUGAGUGAUUUAAUUUUCACUAAAACCUAUACGAUGAUCAUGAGAGUGGAUGGCAAUAACGGUUCAGUUUACUACCCUCCUUAAUAACAAUUUCCCCUGAGGAUAAAUGAAGUUAAUAUUCCUCUAAUUAAUUAAAUAUGAAAUAUAAACUUAAGUCAUCACUGGUCUUUUAAAAUUAAGUAAUGCAUAAUAUUCGUGAAAAACCUUGAUUAUACUAUAAUCGUA